Artibeus jamaicensis (Jamaican fruit-eating bat) is the source of this 1503-nucleotide messenger RNA. It is a transcript of the gene GID8, whose product is annotated as GID complex subunit 8 homolog. The record is from RefSeq and is a predicted model, not a curated record. Lineage: Eukaryota; Metazoa; Chordata; Mammalia; Chiroptera; Phyllostomidae. Gene Ontology annotation, molecular function: protein binding. Gene Ontology annotation, cellular component: cytoplasm; nucleus. The transcript has 5 exons. Bases 230 to 916 code for a protein of 228 amino acids. Gene Ontology annotation, biological process: proteasome-mediated ubiquitin-dependent protein catabolic process; positive regulation of canonical Wnt signaling pathway.
GGGGCUCUCGAUUGGCUGACGGCUCGCGACCUCUCAAUCUCGCGGGAGGAGACUGAGGGGGCGGCCGCCGGUGCGUCGGCCCUCCGGUUCCCCCGCCCCCGCUUCUGCCGCGGUUCUCGCCUCCGCUUCUCCCUACCCGGCACCUUCGUGCCGCCUCCCGGCCCGGCCCCCCGAGCGGCCGCGGAGACUGCGCAGCGCGGGAGGCGGGAUCCGCACGGAGUGAGUCAGAAUGAGCUACACGGAAAAGCCCGACGAGGUCACAAAAGACGAGUGGAUGGAGAAGCUCAACAACUUGCACGUGCAGCGUGCAGACAUGAACCGCCUCAUCAUGAACUACCUGGUCACAGAGGGCUUUAAGGAGGCCGCGGAGAAGUUCCGGAUGGAGUCCGGGAUCGAGCCCAGUGUGGACCUGGACACCCUGGACGAGCGCAUCAAAAUCCGCGAGAUGAUCCUGAAGGGGCAGAUUCAGGAGGCCAUCGCCCUGAUCAACAGCCUGCACCCCGAGCUGCUGGACACCAACCGCUACCUGUACUUCCACCUGCAGCAACAGCACCUGAUCGAGCUCAUCCGCCAGCGGGAGACGGAGGCGGCGCUGGAGUUUGCGCAGACGCAGCUGGCGGAGCAGGGGGAGGAGAGCAGGGAGUGCCUGACGGAGAUGGAGCGCACGCUGGCACUCCUGGCCUUCGACAGCCCCGAGGACUCGCCCUUCGGGGACCUUCUGAACAUGAUGCAGCGGCAGAAGGUGUGGAGCGAGGUCAACCAGGCCGUCCUGGAUUACGAGAACCGAGAGUCGACGCCCAAGCUGGCGAAGUUGCUGAAGCUCCUCCUCUGGGCUCAGAAUGAGCUGGACCAGAAGAAAGUGAAGUAUCCCAAAAUGACAGACCUCAGCAAAGGUGUCAUCGAGGAGCCCAAGUAGGCUUGUGCGCCCGGGGCCCCAUGCGGUGCCACCCAGGACUGGCUGGGACUGUGACCGGAGGGCUUUCCUGCAGCUGAGACCCCCUCACUUUCUGUUCACCUGGCUCCUCUGAUGGGAAGAACGGCCCCUGGAAAUGCCAGAUGGCCCGCGGCGAGAGACUGGUCCUCGGAGGCCGUGCCGACCACGCAGUGUGCUGGGGGCGGCGGCACCAGGCUGCUGCGCCGCGGGGACGCCCGUGACCCCCAGAGCCCAGAGAAGCCCGGCCGCUGUCUUCGUCCUCCCGAGUCUCCGCGAGCAAGCAGCCCUCCUGUCCGCGUGUUCUCGGCCCCCACAGCAAGACUGCAGCCCCGGGAGUCCCGACUCGGAGACACUGUGUGCGAGGGCACCGCCCGGUCCGCUUUCCUUCGGGCCGCGCCGUGUGGCUUUGGGGGCACGAGUGUGAGGGGUGGACGGUGUGUUUUUAAUUUCCCAGAUAUAUAUUUUGGUGCUGUAUGUGGUCAGAGACUCCUGGUGGACCCACAGACCAUCUCUUCCGGGCAGUUCUGUUGAAAAUAAAGGUUUUGCUUUGAUUUCGGGAAUGACUGAAA